This is a messenger RNA of Homarus americanus (American lobster), 4263 nucleotides long. RefSeq lists its product as uncharacterized. Bases 291 to 3482 code for a protein of 1063 amino acids. The transcript is spliced from 2 exons. NCBI's taxonomy places the organism in Eukaryota, Metazoa, Arthropoda, Malacostraca, Decapoda, Nephropidae. The record is from RefSeq and is a predicted model, not a curated record.
UUAUACUCCUAUGAUAAUGCUGGAGAUAUUUUUGCUCAGUGUCAUAUUAACAAUUUCUCAUAACUAUUUGGAACUGUAAUACGUAAUGAACAAGUGAAUGGAUCAAUAAUUAAAGAUUGUUGUAUAUUGUGUCUAAAAUAAGUAGAUCAUGAGUCGCCAAGACAAGCAUAUAGUUAGUUAUCUCUAUCCGGAUAUCCUACCAGGGACGACAUGCAGUAGACAAUGAACUGUGGUGUUGGUAAGGACGGUGUUUGUAAACAUCUGUGUGUUAUGCUUCAGAAUUAAGAAAGAUGUUGGUGAGUGGCGUGUGGUGGGGAGAGAGGCUUGUGAGGAAGCUGCUGUUGAUGCUGCUGCCAAUGGGUCCUCUGCUACUUCCUGAUGACCACCACCUGCUGCGUUACUAUGUUGCCAUCAUGAGGGUGGUGCGUCCUCUCUUCGUAAAGGUCUUACUACUCCUCACCAAGAAUAACAGCAACAUGAAGCAGCUUAUUUAUCGUCUCCCAGGAUAUUCCAACAGACAAUUCAAGAAGGACUUCGGUGAACUGGAGCGACGCCACCUGGAUGAUAAUGUUUCUCCUGAUGUAUAUGAUAUUUCACUCAUAUUCAAGCUGCUGCAGCUUAUCUGUGGUCUAGCUCAUAGGGAUGACGCCAAGUGGUCAACUAGAGGAACAUUGGAACACAAUUUAAGAACUAUGAAAAAUUACCGAAAUGAAUUUGCUCAUGAGGAACUGUCAAUAACUCGUGAGAACCUGCAAGAUCGUAUAUCUCUAAUUGAAGAACUUUGUCGUGAGGUGCUUGUGGCGACGGGUCGGAGAUGUCGAAUUCUGGUAACAGCUGAAGUUCGGGUGAUGGAGGAAGCGCUGGAGGAGAUAUUGACAGGAAGCAUAGACCUCUGGGAGCCAUACAGGGAGGCACUACACAACCUGCAGCAGCAACAGUGCAGCACCAUGGUAAGGGAAGGAAAGAAGGAGAUCAGGGAUGUGGCCAAGAAGCUUCGUAUCCUCAACCCAUUUGUCUGGCUCUUGGAAGACAACUUUUCUCACCUAGAUGUGGGCCACAUCUUCACUGAGGUACAGAUUAUGGGUGGUGAGCUUGUUGAAACCCAGGACUUGUUCACCACAACACUAACACCAUCAGGAUUACUACCUAGCACUCUCAUUCUACAAGGUCCUCCUGGGAUAGGCAAGACUAGUCUGGUACGGUAUUUGAUACAUGACUGGUUGUCUAGUUUUCCAUCAACUAAUGGUCUUGAUAACUUCGAUCUCUUAUUGCCUGUCGAGGCGAGGCAUGUCAGCUGGAGCAGCGUGCAGCAGCUGUUGAGGGAACAGCUGCUGCCAGAAACGUGCCGCUGUCUGAGUAGUGAUGACGUGAUCCCCAUCCUGCAGGAGAUCUCAACACUCUGGCUCAUCGACGGUUAUGAUGAAGCAACACAUAAAACUAAACUAUUAAUAAAGGAGAUACUAAUUAAGUUUCCAAAAUCAAAGUUUGUCAUCACCACUCGAACUGAGUGUACGAAAGAUGUAGAAUUGCUGUUGAGCGACGUAAAGGUUUCUAAUAUUGUGUUUUCUAUUCAUGGUUUUUCAGAAGAAAACAGAACAAAAUAUGUGGAGAAACUGUUUGCAGUGUCAGUGCAAAAUAAAGCAAAUUGCAAGAAAUUCUGCAAAGACUUCCUACAAUACCUCAGUGACCAUGAGAAUCAGAUGCUGGAGGUGGCCAAGGUGCCCCUGUUUGUGGCGAUGUUGGUGGUGCUGUGGCUAGAGACUCCUGCAAAUAUAACCAGCGCCACGACAGCCACAAGUCUCUACCAGAUCCUCAUUACACUCAUCGUCAACAAGAUGACCAGACGCCUCAAGCUAACGGCUACCGGGCUCAGUGACCGAGAAGUUAGAGAGAAUAUGGACAUUUUCCUGAAUAUGAUUGGAAGAAUUUUUUGGGAAAAUUCUAGAGAUAAUGUUUCUACUCUUCGUGACCAUCAAAUUAAAGAAGUUGAGGGCAAGUGUAAAGAAUUAGGUCUUCCUUUUGCAGAAUGUAUGCCACCAUUUUUCCUGGUGAUAGUGAAGGCAACAACCAUGGGCACAACGGAGGAGUAUCAGCCUCUACACCGGACAGUCCAAGAGUUCCUUGCUGCUCGAGCAUUCUGCACAGCCAUGAUAUCCCAAGACUCUGAUGUGCUCACUAUCGCUGGUCAGUGGAAAAAGAAAACUACUGUGGAACCAUUUUUCUCAAACAUUGAUGUAGAAGAAGAAAUGAGAAACAAGAACACAUUUACAAUGAAGAAACUAUGUGAGGACGAUGGCAGCCUGUUUAGAGAUUUUGGUUUUAUGUCAUAUUAUAAUAUUUUUGAGGACAAAUACUCAGCUGUGUUCGAAGAUCCUGAGAGUGAAGAUUGUGGAAGACGUCACUGUCAGUGGUACUUCCAUUAUCUUACUUCUUCUUCGAUGGUUAUGCCAUUUAUGGCAGGAUAUCUAAAGUUACAGAAUCAACUGUCUUGUGCCAGAGCAGAACAGAUUGUUUAUGUACAGGUACACGGGAGAGAAAGCGAGCCCACGUAUUUUUUGUUUCUGGCUCUUGUACAAGAGAGUGAAGCAGACCGAAACCUCAUUAAAGAAUUGUCAUUGCAGAUUUCAUGUUUUCAAUGGAACAUUUCAAGUAUUUAUGAAUUUGCUGACGUUCAGGAACUAAUAAAACAUAUUCCUCCAACCAGUAUAUUAGUUUACCCGGAGGUACCAAUGUCCAAUCCAAUACUGUAUAACAAAAAUAUGAUCAAAUUUUCAUCUGAAAUUGCUAAAUUGCCAUUAGAUAUUCACCUUGACUUCAGAAACACUCUCUUACCUGCAUUAGAUAUGAGCAAUGUUGCUAAGGAGUGCCUGAGGGAGUUGUUGGGGGACUCAGCACAGUGCUGCCUCACCAGCCUCUGUUGUUCCCUUGGCCAAGACCUGGAGAUUCUGACACUGUUGAAGAAGGCGAGUGACCUGCAGGAACUCGCUCUUGUCAUCCCUCUUGACUGCCUUCACUGCCUCACUGACCUCAUAAUGAUUGUAGAGUCUCUUCCACUACUACAGGAGUUUAUCCUCAUCCUCGGUCCUCACAUUCCUGCCACUCAGAUGGAUCACUUGCAGUAUGUAAUUUUAGGAAUGUUUCCGGGAAUACCUGGAUAUGAGGAAUAUAAAGGUAUUGUCCCAGUUCCUCUGAAAUAUACAUUAACAAAGGAAUCAAAAUCAAAGACACGUCGUGGUGUGAUCAGCUCCCCAAGAUGCACUAGUCACUUGCUCUAUUUCAAGAUGAACUACACCAUCACACUAUCCAGGAAGCCGCGCCUGGGCCAAGUCACACAAGCCUGCAUACCUUCAUACCUUCGUAGUGUAGAUAUUUUUGACCUCACCAAGAGCACUGAUUCAUCUUUCAACGGAGAAGACAUUCCCACUACUACUAUCAAUAAACCUACAAGAAUCAGUUUGUUCGUGAAAUUAGUUAAUGGCUAAGUGAGACCACAUACACAUAAAGUAACUUUCAUUCAUAACUACCUGCAACUGUCACUACAACAUUGAUGCUUGUUUUCUAUAGAUUGUUUAUGCAUCACCUGAGGAAGUAUUUACUACCUCAAUUAGUGCUGGGAAGGAGUUUUUUCAGGUGAGGUCAGGUCAUGUGAGUUGGUUAAUUAGAUGACCUUGAUUUAUGACCCUAUAUAGCUGACGUACACACUUACCAUGACCUGAGACUCACACAAUACUUAUUUAUAUUCUUAUCUUCAAAAAUUCCUGACAUUAUAAAUUUUCACAGAAGCUUUUCAAACUGUGUGUCACCAAAUGCUUAUACAUUAUACCUAAAAUAAUCAUUAUUCUCUAUUCUUCACUAUUAUGUACAAUUUUAUCUUGUAUCUUCUAGUAUCAAUAAAGUUGUAAAAAAAUAUAUUAUUAUUUAUUUUUAUUAACGUAACUAUACAGUGAUAAAUUUGUUGUAGGGAGGAGAAUUCUUGAGGUGGAGUACGCUGGGAUGGAGUAGGCUGAGGUGUAGUAGGAUGAGUGUGGAGUAGGAUGAGAUGGAGUAAGCUGGGGUGGAGUAGGAUGAGUGUGGAGUAGGAUGAGUGUGGAGUAGGAUGAGAUGGAGUAAGCUGGGGUGGAGUAGCCUGGGGUGGAAAUUCUUCAGGUGAUCCGAUUUUUUGGGGGGGGUUAUGUGAGGUGGCCAAAGUAUUAAAAAGAGAAAUGUGUGUGUGUGUGUGUGUGUGUGGGUGUGUGUGUGUGUGUGUGUGUGUGUGUGGUGUGA